Kwoniella botswanensis is the source of this 336-nucleotide messenger RNA. RefSeq lists its product as uncharacterized. The record is from RefSeq and is a predicted model, not a curated record. NCBI's taxonomy places the organism in Eukaryota, Fungi, Basidiomycota, Tremellomycetes, Tremellales, Cryptococcaceae. The transcript has a single exon. Bases 1 to 336 code for a protein of 111 amino acids.
AUGAAUCCCGAUAAUAUCAGCUCAAUAAAUUGGUCUUUCCUCUCCCCAUCCAGCUUUACCUCAACCAACACAUCAAGUUACACAUCUGCUCAAUCAACUCGAUUCAGUUCAGCAGACAACAGUACCUUUCCCUCAGCCCGCUCUUCAGCUACCUCUCUGGGGGUGCUGGAGGAAGGUUUCGAUGAUUUACUGCAUGAUGCCGCUGCUGACCUAUUCAAUGAUAUACAUGGUGACACCAUGAAUGAAAUCUCCGAUCUGGAUGUACCCCAAGGCAAUGAUACAGGGGAAGAAGGGAUUAGAGGACCACCUGCAUCGAGAGAUGAGAGAACGCAGUGA